Messenger RNA from Priapulus caudatus, 4511 nucleotides. RefSeq lists its product as uncharacterized. Gene Ontology annotation, molecular function: protein binding. The record is from RefSeq and is a predicted model, not a curated record. Lineage: Eukaryota; Metazoa; Priapulida; Priapulimorpha; Priapulimorphida; Priapulidae. The transcript is spliced from 9 exons. The coding region runs from base 584 to 3394 and encodes 936 amino acids.
UAGGGUCCCUCGCACACGUCCCUCGGCUUGGCACUUUGGCCUCUGCUUUGGCACCCUGAGUUGUACGAAGGGGGCGCUGCAUGCAGUUUGCUCAGAGCCCUGUGCCCUGACCAUCUUUGCUGACCAUAGCCCUCACCAGACCCACCCUGACUGACUUGGUUGGUGUUCGAGUGACUCGAGUCACUGUAUCCGACUAUCAGUGUAUGAAGACUAGCUGAAACUCUGCACGGACAUUACUUCGCUCAGUGUAUCCGGCAAAGGAAACCAUGCAAGCAGCUAAAUGACUAUGGCUACACUCUGCAACUGAAGUCCACCACAUUUAUUGAAUGUGAAACAUCAUGUCUGUCUAAAGAGAGGAAAAUCAGUUUCCCAGGCGAUGUGCAUUAUUUGCAUAACAGAGGGGUAAUUGGACCUAUAAGCUAUUGCAAUGGCUACAUCAGCCUGGCAAACGUUGAACCAACUUUUCCACAGUCUCUCUGCCAUCUCAAUAAUGACAAUGGCACGAUGGUGACUGCAUGUUGAUGCAGCUGUAGUUUGUGAGGCAGAGAUUUUGCAUGAAGACAUUUGUGAUACUGAUCACCUGAUGUGUCAGGUAAAGCCAUCACUGCCCUGCUAUCAGAAGUUGCCAAAUAGUGUUGACGCCAAAGUCGGCUCAAGAGUAGUUUAUGCAUCACCAUCAUUGCCAUCCCCAUAUAAAAUGGAAAGCCUAUCAGCAAAGAAGUGUGUUGGAAUAGUCAACCCAAAGUCCAAAUCAGAUCAAUCAACUGAUAAGGUAAAAAUGGAGAUGCCUACAAAAUCAGACAAAGAUCUUCCAGAAGAACUGCAAUUAUGUAAUGCCUUAUCAUUGUUAAAAGUUAACAAAGAGGCUACGAAAGAUGAAAAUCUUUCUGACAAAUAUCAAGUUCAGAAGCAAUCGGGCAUUAUUUUAGUUGGCGAAAAUAGUUCAAGUGCAGCUGACAUUAUGGGCAACCAAAACUGCAUUUCUAACACUCAUAAGGUUGAUGUUAUUGCAUCAGAUGAGGGAUGGUGUAAAAAAGGCAAGGACCAUGCUCAUGUAACACAGGUUCACAAUGACAGUGCCCUCCACUUGGCAAAGGCGAAUAAAUUGGAAAAUGCAGAAAUAACCAAUUUAACUGAUUUGAUUGGUGGAGUGAAACUAUCGCCAAAUUCACGUCAUCAGCAGCUUAGUGAUGUAGCUGCUAAUAUACCUGAUACAGAUUCACAUAUCGACAAACUGUCAUCCAUAUCCCCUGGCGAGAAGCAAAUGCUGAUAAACUUUAUCAAGACAUGUUUGAUACCUAGAGGUUGGCCAAAGAAGCGGCCUUCUGCAGAGGAUGGUGGUGGUGUGCAGAAGCACCAGAAACCCAUAUCCGACCUUACUUCUAGUUGUGAAUUGCCUGAAGAGUUCCCAGUGUCAUUUUUUGUAACACCCAGUUCGGUGCUAAGUGGGACCGAGAAUGAUGAGCGAGAUUAUUUGCCACAUGCGAACCUCAACCCUAACCCUGUGCCACCAAACACGCUGGUAGGCGAAGGAGAGAUGGUAGGUCAGAACAGGUUGAUUGGGUGUGGUGAUUCCCACUCUGCACAAGGGACUGCUGUCACAUCUCUAUUUUCGAAUGCCCAUAGGGAUUUCUGUCAACCAUAUGCAGUUGAAAAUGCAGCCCAUGAGAGCCGUCGCGCCAAUUCGAGCUUGCCACCAAUUAGUCCUGAAUCGGGUUAUCACUCUGAUGGACCAAACAUGUGCAGCCCUCCAGUUACCCAGCCAGAUAUGGAUGUGGAGGCUAUAGUUCAGUUGUGCGAUGAAAUGUUUGACAAAAAUUUGUGUGUGCCAGGCACUGCCAGGAAUUUAUCAGAUCUCAUGAACUAUCUAAAAAAUGAUAACCAUCAAUUGCAUUCUUGUCAGGAUAACAACAGUACCUAUGACUGUACUACAGCCAGUAGAUUGGAUGCUUCACCUCUGGGAAUGGUCGCGGAAUCACCAGAAGUCUGUUCGGCAUCAGUUGUUAGUUACAGCUUGGAAAGUGUGCCUACUGCAACUGCAUACAAGGGUCCUGUGUCUCCGCUGGCAACAAGCACAGGUUGUUUAAGUAGUCCUGUACUAAGUGCUGCUGAUUUGCAAGAAAGAAAUUUGAUUUGGUGUCAACCUGCAGCGCCAACUGCGAAUCUUAUGAUGUCUGUUGCACCAACAAGUGCUACAGCCUCCAUAGCCACAUCAGUACCAGGUAGGCCAGUGAAACCUCAGGCAUGCGUUGUUCCUAUACAGUUGACGCAGGUACAAGUUCGACAUCAGGCAGUGAUGGCUAGUCGUGCAGUGCAGGUGCAUCCUCUGCCAACUGAGCAUCAAUUUUUCUUCCUGAUCCCAGUGCCGCAACCAGCAAAUCGGUACAGACCCAUUCAACCCAGACCCGAAAAGCCAGACGUGCAGCUUUCAUGCCCACAAGAUGACAUAGCUGGAACAGCAGCGCAGCCAGGGAACGCGGCAAGAAGCUGCUCAAUGUCUUCAGAUAUGGAUGUCAUUGCGCACAAAAUGGUGAGGAUCGAGUCGGAGACAGAGAUCAAUCAGAUACGUCAACUGUUUUUGGAGUCACUAAAUCAGGAUACUGUAUGCAAAUACAACAAGCUUAUCGUAAAGGACGCUGAGGAUAUGUAUACUAAGCGCAGUGAGCCAAAAGGAUGGUCAAUACUGCAUGAGGCUGUGGCAGAGAUCAACCGAGAGAUGAUAUGGUGCAUGACAGAUCAUUAUUUAAAAAAUACACGAAACCAUUGCCAACCGAAUAAUUACAUUUGGAAAUCACUUGAUCACGUUGCAAGAAAUGGUCAAACUCCGUUACAAAUGGCAACUGGCAUGGCAAGAACAGAUAUUGCAUCAUACUUGGUGGCAAGUGGUGCUGAUCCAAACACAUGUCAUUGGUGUAAUGAUGGUCAUGGCGAACCAACCGGCGAUGCGCCACUCCAUGUUGCAGUGACUAGGGGAGAUACCGCUACUAUCAACGCUCUCUGCAAGUUCAGGAGAACUGAUGUCGAUGUGAUGAACUUUGAUGGAUACACGCCACUCCAUCUAGCAGUGAAAGUGAAAGGGAGAGAAACCUCACUGGCUUUAGUCGAUCUACUUCUGAACUAUGGAGCCAAUAUCAAUUUACAGAAUGACAAAGAUGGCAUGAGCGCUCUACACUAUGCGGUGGAUCGUGUAAGGGACAUGUCAGAUCCAGGUGACAUGGAGCACAUGAUCAGCUUCACUAUGAACAUGGUUUCGAAACUGUCCAGCCAACCAGAUGCAGACUUUGAUCUUGUGACCAGGAGUGGUGAUUCGGUGUUGGACUAUGCUGUUACCAGUAUCAAUGCUCGAUCCAAGAGCACACGGAAAGAACAUUGUCAAAACAUAUGUCUACUUUAGUACGAUAUGUGAUCAUGUGCUGCUCAAUUUGUUGCUGGGUGUGUUAACUAAGCCAUGCAAAAGAAGAGAUGAGGAGGGACAUUGGCAUUGUUGGUGUUAUAUUGCACUGUAUCCAUCCGUGUCUGGUCCAUAGACCUAUAUCACGAAACACCUGCUGGACAUGCUCACAGAGUUUGUAAGGAAAUUAUAGAGAAGGAUUGAAGUGGUUUACAGUCGAAACUUACAGUCGUACUACAUGUUAUAAACGAGCAUAAUCUUUUAAUUCGUGGUGACCAGAAUCUGUAAAUGAAACUAGAAUAUCCAUUGUAAUGAAAAUGAAGGCUUAACACAUAAUGACAACAGAUGAUAAGUGUAAUAAUUCAUUAUAUAUAUAUAUAUAUAUAUAUAUUAUUGAUAUAAGGGAUAUGUGUUUAAAUUAUUAAUAUAUUAUAAUUAUGCUUUUUAAUUGAACCUCAAUUGAUGAUAGUAGCAAAUGUAAGUGAACUCUUUUGAAGUGUGACCUUGUCAGUCAAUAAAAUUUGCUUUCCAAAAAAUUAUCAGUAUUAAAAACCUUUGUUGUCAGUUAUAAAAACCUCAAGUUUCAGUAGGUUAAUUGUCACAAUAGCCUGCUAUGUUUAUAUGCAAGCAUACACCAUAUCAAGAUUGAUGACCGACCUGUUAUCAUGUACCGAAUUAUAUAUUUACCACUGGAUUCUAUAUCUGUCUUAUCAACGCAAUCAUAUCUUGCCUGCAAUAUCUGCCGAGUGUUUGCACACCUGUGAGUUAUACAGUUUUAUGUUCAAUCGUAUCCAAAGAGCUUAUAAUGAUUAUUAUAUGCUCUGUCGUAUAUCUUCUGUUAGCUUUCUAUUUUGUUUAGUUUGUUAAAGUUUGGAUCAAGCUGUAUAGGUCUGCUGUUACAGUAUAGCCUUGGCUCUGUGAGGAUAUUUUUACACUUUGUAUAAUUCUACUGUGACACCUCAUAUAUUACAUUGUAACUCUAUGUUACAGUCCAGUUGUGUCAUCAAAAAUCCAUUCAGGUUUCUUCAGAGUUGGUGGUAAAAUUUAUUCAAACAAAUACUUAAAUUAUAAUUAAGGAAUUUACAAGGCAUUCUAAACGAUAAUAAAUAAGUGUUAUUAA